Molecule: messenger RNA, 1452 nt
Organism: Rhodotorula graminis WP1
Lineage: Eukaryota; Fungi; Basidiomycota; Microbotryomycetes; Sporidiobolales; Sporidiobolaceae
Exons: 10
Coding region: 223-1257 (344 amino acids)
Biological process (GO): regulation of transcription by RNA polymerase I; regulation of transcription by RNA polymerase III; DNA damage response
Cellular component (GO): nucleus; protein kinase CK2 complex; cytosol
Molecular function (GO): ATP binding; protein serine/threonine kinase activity
Source: RefSeq, a predicted model, not a curated record
CCGGACCAGCCGCACCUCGCGAGGACCGCUCGUCGUCUUCGUCGCCUCGUCCUCCCCAUCGUCCGCCUCUCGUCGACCCGCAGCACAGCCCUCGGGCCCAGAAGCAGCAGCGCCAGCCUCAUUGGGACACGUAGCCGACCAACCUCGCCCGCCGUCAAGCCCCGCAGAGCGACCCCUCGCUCAUCCACCUCAAGCGCGUGCAACCGCCGACCUCGCCCCGCCAUGUCGUCCUCCCGCUCGAUUGCGCGCAUCUACCCGGACGCCAACGAGCGCUUCGGCGAGUCGUGGCACAACUAUGACGCCCUCAUGGUCGCAUGGGGUAUUCAAGACAACUACGAGGUCGUGCGCAAGGUCGGGCGAGGCAAGUACUCGGAGGUGUUCGAGGGCGUCAACGUCGUCAACGAGGACAAGUGUGUCAUCAAGGUGCUCAAGCCCGUCAAGAAGAAGAAGAUCAAGCGCGAGAUCAAGAUCCUCCAGAACCUCGCCGGCGGCACCAACGUCAUCACGCUCCUCGACGUCGUCCGGGACCCGCAGAGCAAAACGCCCUCGCUCGUGUUUGAGCACGUCAACAACACCGACUUCAAGGUCCUGUACCCUCGCCUGACCGACUACGACGUGCGGUACUACAUCUACGAGCUCCUCAAGGCGCUCGACUUCUGCCACUCGCGCGGCAUCAUGCACCGCGACGUCAAGCCGCACAACGUCAUGAUCGACCACGAGCAGCGCAAGCUGCGCCUCAUCGACUGGGGUCUCGCCGAGUUCUACCACCCGGGCACCGAGUACAACGUUCGCGUCGCGUCGCGCUACUUCAAGGGCCCCGAGCUCCUCGUCGACUUCCAGGAGUACGACUACUCGCUCGACAUGUGGUCGCUUGGGUGCAUGUUUGCGAGCAUGAUCUUCCGCAAGGAGCCCUUCUUCCACGGCCACUCGAACGAGGACCAGCUCGUCAAGAUCACCAAGGUUCUGGGCACGGACGACCUGUACGCCUACCUCGAGAAGUACGACAUCGACCUCGCGCCCGAGUUUGACGACAUCCUCGGCCGGUACGCCAAGAAGCCCUGGAGCAAGUUCAUCACGAGCGAGAACCAGCGGUACAUCAGCAACGAGGCGAUCGACUUCCUCGACCACCUGCUGCGGUACGACCACCAGGAGCGCGCAACAGCCAAGGAGCUCCUCGACUCGCCCGGGCACGCCUACUUCAACCCGGUGCGCGAGGCCGAGGCGGCGGCCAAGGCGGGCAAGGCCGAGGGCAAGUGAGUCCGGCGGCUGUCCCGAGCUGGGUCCGGGUCGACGGGCAGGAGGACGAGGGAGGGGGAGGAGCAAGGGUUGUCUUUCCGGCUUGCGCGCCCGCGUUGUAUUCUUCCUCUCUCGCCCUCAUCCCCUUCCCACGAUCCUUUCUCCUCUUUCUAUCGGCGUAUCUUUGCUAUGCUAGCGCUGUGUGUGCUCGUCGUC